GUUCCAUACGGAAAUAUAACGUGAUAAGUGAGGACUACAGCUCCCAGUAGGCCUUGAGCGCGGGGAAGGCCGGGAUGGCGGCGGGAGGCUCAAGGCCGGAGCCUUUCGUUGUGUCUUCAGUGGAGAAGGUUCAUCGGGUUAUGUCGUGGCUAAAAGAGAUAUUUGGAAGUCAGUCCCUGCCGCCGUUUGAAAAGAACAGUGAGACCUUUGAUCUCUUGUACACGCUUGCUGAGUACAGUGAGGAAAGAGAGAGAGAUGCUUCUGUUCUGAUAGAGGACAUGAAGGAAAGGGCAGCAAAAUAUGAUGCAGAAGCUGAAUAUCUGCAGAGCAUUCUCACAGAAACCUUCGAUCUUUCACCAUCCGUGCUGUCCGAAGAAGGCAGUGCUCACCUUAAAACUCUGGUAGACACUGCAAUGAUACUUGACACAAAGGACACUUCUCUUGCCAGCUUAUUCUCUGCCAUCAGUGACAGGAGUUUAGAACUGCUUGCAGCAGAAACAAAAAACAAAGAAUUGGAACUGAACUUGCUUGAAGUUAGGAACAAACUGACUGCUACACUGGCGCUGGAAAAUCAGCUACGGAUGGAUCUUAAAAAAGCAGAGAAAGAUCUUGAGGUAGAAGAAGCCAAAGCCCAUUUCCGACUUCAGAACCUGCAGUUCCUGAAACACAAGUCUGAAGAUAUCAGUAUUAGGAUUAAGUCUGCUGAGGAGAAGCUUAUUGCCAUCGGGUUGCAAGAAUCAUUGAUGCAUGAGCCAUUAAUGAAGCUGUCUCAGAAACUGGCUGAAGUGCAGGAAGAAACUGUGCAAGUGAAGAAGAAACUUGAGUGCUAUUUUAAUCUGCCUACUAGUCUUCCCCUUGCACGAGUGAAGAUUGAAGAAGCAAAACGAGAACUGAAUGCCCUGGAGGAAAAGGUCUCAAUGCGUAUUGAAGAGAUGACUGAUGAUUUCCUGGAACUGGAAAGACUCUAGUUCAUCUGAAGUGGCCUGAAUAGCAGAUUUCCUUCUUGUCUAUUUAUUUGCACUAAUAAAACAUUUUGGGCUUGGUA
Coturnix japonica (Japanese quail) is the source of this 1045-nucleotide messenger RNA. RefSeq names its product HAUS augmin like complex subunit 1 (gene HAUS1). The record is from RefSeq and is a predicted model, not a curated record. Lineage: Eukaryota; Metazoa; Chordata; Aves; Galliformes; Phasianidae. Gene Ontology annotation, cellular component: cytosol; HAUS complex. Gene Ontology annotation, biological process: centrosome cycle; spindle assembly.